UUGGCACUUGGCAGGAUGAUACCGAGAACCCUGAUAAUGAGGCACAGAAAGGUGAGUAUUAUACAGUCUCCAUCUCAGGAACCAGGAUAGAACUGACAUGCCCUGUGGAUGGUGAGAUAAAUUGGGAAAAAAAUGACAAAGUAUUGUCUGAAGAGAAUGACAAACUUCUGGUGCUAGAGAAUUUUUCGGAAGUUGAGGACAGUGGCUACUACGCCUGCUACUUAAAGGACUCACCGAAGAACACAUACCUCUAUCUGAAAGCAAGAGUGUGUGAGAACUGUGUGGAGGUGGACCUGACUGCAGUAGCCAUAAUCAUCGUCGUUGACAUCUGCAUCACUCUGGGCUUGCUGAUGGUUGUUUAUUACUGGAGCAAGAAUAGGAAGGCCAAGGCCAAGCCAGUGACCCGAGGAACCGGUGCUGGUGGCAGGCCCAGAGGGCAAAACAAGGAGCGGCCACCACCUGUGCCCAACCCAGACUAUGAGCCCAUCCGCAAAGGUCAGCGGGACCUGUAUUCUGGCCUGAAUCAGAGAGCAGUCUGA
Messenger RNA from Cricetulus griseus (Chinese hamster), 539 nucleotides. NCBI's taxonomy places the organism in Eukaryota, Metazoa, Chordata, Mammalia, Rodentia, Cricetidae. The record is from RefSeq and is a predicted model, not a curated record.